This is a messenger RNA of Melitaea cinxia (Glanville fritillary), 785 nucleotides long. RefSeq names its product COP9 signalosome complex subunit 8 (gene CSN8). Gene Ontology annotation, cellular component: COP9 signalosome. Bases 146 to 703 code for a protein of 185 amino acids. Gene Ontology annotation, biological process: protein deneddylation; COP9 signalosome assembly. The transcript has 4 exons. NCBI's taxonomy places the organism in Eukaryota, Metazoa, Arthropoda, Insecta, Lepidoptera, Nymphalidae. The record is from RefSeq and is a predicted model, not a curated record.
GUCAUUGUCAAAACCAUUGCGCUUGCAUUUAUCAGUUAAGGAAUUAAAUGAAUUCUAGUAAAUUUAAACGUUAAUACUAAUUUGUACAUAAAAAACAACUAGGUGCAACGAUCUCCUUUAUAAUUUAUUACGUACCGAUAUUACAAUGAUAACAAACUUUGAUAAACUUUGUGCAGAAUUAGAGAAACAAGAAUUGGAGGCACCAAAUGGAGUAGCAUCAGUAUCAACAUACGCUCAACUACUGGCUAUAUAUCUUUAUCAAAAUGAUUUAUGUAAUGCUAAAUUUUUAUGGAAAAGGAUACCCCAAAAUAUUACUAGCAGUAAUCCAGAAAUAAUGGCCAUUUGGGCAGUGGGCCAGAAAUUGUGGAAAAAGGAUCUUGCAGCUACUUACCAUGCUCUGGCCGCUUUCACAUGGACAGAACCUGUUGCCAACAUUAUACAAGCUGUUGAAGAGAAAGUUCGUGAAAGAGCAUUCAACUUGAUCGGACGCUCAUACAGUUCUAUAUCAGUGGACACAAUAGUCCUCAUGACUGGAUUGAGUCGUGAGGCAGUCUUACAAAUAUGCCGUGAACGAAAAUGGGAUAUUCACGCCGAUGGGGUUACAAUCAGUCCGACCCCACCUUCCCAACCAGCGCCUCUACAUACCUCAAGCGAAGAUCAGUUGUUCAAGCUCACUGAGUUUGUAUCAUUCUUAGAAAACUGAAUUUAUAUAUUUUAUGUAAAAAUGUUCGUAAGCAUUAGCAGUAACAGUUAAACUUUCUAUGAAUAAAUUGGCUAACAAUAUA